AUGCUCAUCAGAAAACUUCUACUGCUCCUCUUAUUAAUGACAAAAUGUAAGUCAAUUGUUUUUUUCCGGGAAAAUAGUGCGCAGCUUAUGAACAAGCUUAGGUUUCAAUGGGUUGACAGACUAUCCAUUGCUGACCAUUGGCAGCCACAAUAUCAAAUUACCAACCCGAUUCAUGACGACAUUGUAUAACUUUUUUUGCUGUUUCGCCUCCAAAAAAACUGGGGAAAAAUAAUCCGAUUGUCGUCGCCGCGUGCGUGAAAUGAUAUGUUUGUCAAUUGGAUUAAUUAGUUUUUUGUCUGUUGAGUAUAAUUAAUAUCAUAUCAUAUUAUCAAAAAAUGAUAGAAAUUAUUGGAACCAAAUUGAUUGACAGUAGCGAGUAAAGUUCGUAACAAGUAAAUAUUUACCAGUCAUUCAAAUAUGAUAAAAACAACAAUUUGCGCCAAGUGUGCUGCUGACAGUCACCAAUCAAAUAUUGGUGGCUAUAUCUUAUAUUAUUUACCAAAGCAUGUCAAACUGGGGAAUUAUUUCAGAUAGUUUGGCUGAUGUGAUAUUUACAUCGGAGCGGUGUAAUCGAGUGACUUUUGGAUUGCGGACAGUAAACGGGGAUCCGGGAAGAUAUAAACAAUGCGGACCAUCGGGAAGAGUUUGGAUUGUGCCGUGUGCUCCGCAAAUGAGCUUCGAUCCUCAGGAUAGGGUGGGUUUUAGAGAGAUUUUGGUUAUACUCCAGGGAUCAGACAAAGUCAGCCAAAGUUUACCCCUAGAAAACAUAAUUUCUUCCAGGUCUGCAAAGAAGAUAAAUUCGAAACCCGACUGGUGAUGCGGAAAUACGAAACACAUCCCAAAACAAUCAUAACUACACCAGCUCCAUUUUCCACUACCCCACAACCCAUUCCUCGAACAGUGACACAGGCAAAUGUGGAAGAAUUCGUGUUCUCGACAAUUCGCCCGAAAAAACCGAGAAUUAAGACGAAAAAGAGGCGAACGAGCACAACUACGACAACAACACCGAUACCACAAACCACUACUGAACUUUUGACAACAACAACAUCUACAACAUCCACAACUACCCAACCGAAUAUUGUUAUCUUUAGUCGACCUCCAAAAGGUGGUCCAGCUUUUUCGAGACCAACUCAUAAACCAGUAACUCAUCCUGCAAAGUUCGUAUCUCCGAUGCAGGAACCAUUAAAAACCACACAACAUUCAGAAACUUAUGCAAAACCUGCGACUUUGGCGCCAUAUCAAAAAAUGGAUCGAAGCCAUCAAAAUAUGUUGCCAGAAGAACCUUUGAAUGCGGUUACUGUACAACCAGAAUAUACUGUGAAAUAUAAUGGACAAAGUAUGACGGAAAACGAAUUCUUGACACAUUUAUUAUCAAUGGUGAAGACACAGAAAAUGUUGGCGGAAAAAGAACGAGCAGAAAAGUUUGAGAAAAUGGAACAAGAAAGAUUGCGAGAGGAAAAAGAGGAGAGAGAACGAGAUCAGGAGAGACGCAGACAAUUAGAGGAGAUGGAGAAGACUAGACAGUUAGAGAUACAGAGACAAGCUGCGAUUUAUGCGGAGCAAGAGAGAAUGGCGGCGGAAAGAGAGCAAGAGAUAGCAAGAAUAAGGCAAGAGGACAGACGACGAGAGAUGGAAGAGAGAAAGAGGAAAAAUGAGAAGGUUAGACAACAAUUAGAAAUAGCGAGAAAAGCAAAGAUGGAAGAAGAGAGACGCAGACUGGUAGAGGAAGAGAGAGUGCAGAGAGAAAAAGCAUUGGAGGAGGAAUUGAGACGACGAGAGUUAGAAGAGGAAAGACGCAGAGAGAAGCAGAUUGCAGAGAUGAGAGAAAUCGAGGAGCAGAGAAGAAGAGCAGCGGAAGAACAAGCAAGAAUUGAGCAAAUGGAAAAAGAAAAAGAAAUUAUCAGACAAAUGAUAGAACAACAGAGUCAAAGUCAGAACCAGAAUCAAAGAAAUGAAGAGAACGGUGCGAUUUUACAACCAGUUUAUCGUCCGGAAAUCACAGAAUAUCAGCCACCACAAUUGGAAAUGAUUCGAUUUACAACAACAACGACUGAAGCACCAUGGAUGUUGACGACGGCAUCGACAACAGUUGAAGAAGGAGCAAAAGUGUAUCAAGGAUGUUUAGUGAAUGGAGAUUGUGAAUUGAAAUAUAACUACGAUUCAUUCUGUCAACAUCCAACGUAAGUUUUUGAGCGUGAGUCAUAUAUGUUUUAGUCCUGGACUCAAUCAGAAUGUGGGCUGCCUGAUUUUUCAACAAAAAAGGCGCGAAGUCAAGAUAUAGUCAAAAACUAGACCUUCCCAACGUUUUUUUUUCCAGAAAUCCAUCUUCAUAUCUCCAAUGUGCUCCUUUAUAUGGAAGACACGGUAGAUGGACUGAAAGACAUUGUCCAGAUACUCUUCAAUUUGUUGUAUCUCAAGGAAGAUGUGAAAAACCAGAAGAACCUAUGGAUACGAUUCGCAGACCUCCUUAUGAUCCGGAUAAUCGUGUUGUUAUCCCUCGACUUCCUUCAGAAACUGAAUUUAUUCAAUGGACAGGUAAUCGAGUAAUCGAUUCAACUCCACCACAAAAUCGACCGAUUCCCCGAGUUUAUCCGCCGAUUCCUGAAUCUGAACAACCUUCGAUUUAUAGUACUAUCGAAGAAUUUCCGCGAGAUUUAUUACCAACAAUUAACACGGAUAAUAUUCAUGGAAGUGUUAUUAGUGGACAACAACAAAUUCAAGAGCAAAAUUAUCCUGCACAGGUUUUUUUCUAAUUUUUCUAACCCUCAUCAUAUUCUUAUUGUUUUUUUACAGCCGGCUGCAAAAACUAUUGAUUUAUCCAACAUUCAUCCUUUAUUCCCUCGAGUUCAACCCGAUUUUUUGAGUCGAAUUUUGCCAGUUCUCAACUUGAAACUUCAAGAUGAUCCUGAUCAUAAAAACCCGAACUCAAUUGGCAAAGUUGUGAAACCGGUUUUGAAACAAAUUGCGUUGAAUCAAACCGAGCAAUUUUUGGAUCGUUUACUCGCUGAUCAAUUAGCGAGUCAGGUUGAGGAUUUGAAUAAACUAAGGACUUAA
Caenorhabditis angaria is the source of this 3054-nucleotide messenger RNA. The record is from the annotation of a GenBank genome assembly. Lineage: Eukaryota; Metazoa; Nematoda; Chromadorea; Rhabditida; Rhabditidae.